Messenger RNA from Medioppia subpectinata, 2034 nucleotides. The record is from the annotation of a GenBank genome assembly. NCBI's taxonomy places the organism in Eukaryota, Metazoa, Arthropoda, Arachnida, Sarcoptiformes, Oppiidae.
AUGAUGAAUCACCCGAAGAGUUUGAUGGCCACCAGCGAUGAACCGCUGACCACCGAUGGCCUGUUGAUGGCCACCGGUAUUAUCGAUGGUUUGGACGUUACCACUGCUGAUGAUAGCGAAGACAUCGAUGGCCACAACGAUGAUAAUGAAGACACUGUCGUACGGGAAGUGAUACGCGAGUUGUGCGAUGAGGUGUCGCGACGUGAGCUGAUUCACGACAAGGAUAGUGAUGGCGGUGACGGUGGUUGCGAUGGUAUGACCACCAGUGAUAACAUCGCCGGUGAUAAUCGCUGGCCACUGGCCGCCGAUUACUAUCACGCCAAUUGGCGUGCAAUGAGUUGGCGUUGGAAGCGCUGCGACAGAGCGGCGAAGACACCGCCAAUCGCGGCUUGUGAUAAUAACAACGAAGAAGCAAUUGAUCCGCCGGUGACCGAAAGCCUGGCGGAAGACGUGUCGGCCAUUGGCGGCCAAAACCAAGAGCUCUCGCAUGAGAUAAAGUUUGUGCAAAAUCUGAUCGAUCUGUUGGAGAACUACCGGUCGCUACUCAACCGGUGUCUCAACACUUGCGAACACUGUUCCCGAAACCAAGACGUGGCCAACGAGUUCCAGGAUUUGGAGCACAACUACAUCCGUGACCUCAACUUCGCCAAAGAGCUCAUCUUCGACAACGCCGACUCGUUUCGCCACAAAAUGAGCCGUUUGUUCACUUCUAAGACCGCCACCGGCGCCAAGAAGUCCGCUGUGGCCGCCGUUGAGCGUAAAUACGAGUUAAUCGACGCCUAUUUGGGAUCAGAUGACGACGAAGAGGAGGACGACCUGUUGGGUCGCGACUCCGACUACGACCCGAAUGUCGACGAAGAGGCGUUGGCCGCCGCGGAGGUCGACAUCAUCGACGCCGUGGCGAUUGGCGCCCGUCGGGGGCCUAAAAGGGGACCGAAACGGAAGCGUAAAGCGCCGCCCAAGAAGAGGAGGGGUCGACCGCCGAAGUCGGCGAAGAGCACCGCCGGUGGCGGAGGCAGUGGUGGCAACAAAUGCCCGAAGCCUAAGCGCAACAAAUACGACAAACUAUACAAAUGUGACUCGUGUGAGUACACGCACCGCAAACUACCGAACCUGGAGUCACACAAAAACAAAGUACACCUAAACAUCAGGCCAUUCAAGUGCGACAAAUGCGGCAAAUGCUUCACCGGUAAGCCAUUCCUCGACAAACACCGGCGCUUCCACUCGGAAACCUACCACCACUGCGAUUGGCCCGACUGUCACUUCAAGACCAAAUACAUGAACAAUUUGAAAGAGCACCGCAUGCGCCACGAGAAGGACAGGCAGUUCCGGUGCGCGUGGCCGGGCUGUGGAGCCUUGUUCUACAACAACCGCGACCUCACCCAACACAUGAAGAGCCACGAAGAGCAGCGGGACUACCGGUGCGAUUGGCCGGGAUGUGAGGCCACGUUCAAGCGGCACACGUAUCUGUCCCGCCAUAAGCAGCUGCACCUGAACCCGGACACGGCGUUCCCCUGCGUGUGGCCCGGAUGUGGUAAAAGUUUUAAUACGCGUAAGAAGUUGGAGAACCAUUCGGCCACACAUGCGAAACAGUUGCAACAGUCGACCACUACUACCGGUGCUGCUGGUGGUGGCCCUCAGCCCGACCCGCAGCCAUCACUUCCCGUUCAGACUGUCCUACCGGUACUUAUCAGCCCUCCGUUGGCCACAACUACGGCAUCUCAACGCAUGCAACCGCCGCCGCCUCCCGCUUCGACCCCUACUAGUAGUCCGGUGUCGAUGAUUACGGUGUCCGCGGCGUCGAUGCCGAUGAUGGCCACCGGUUCCCGCAAACUCAUGCCCAACAGCGCCGCGCAGUUGUUCGCCGCCCGCGGAGUGGUUCACGCCAUCGGUGGCUCCGUCGCUGGUGCUAUGGCCGGCACUGCGGGCACCGCAUCGCCGGCCAUAGCGGCUGCAGCAGCGGCCGCCCAAAUGGCCGCACAGCCACUCAACCCGUGGCUAAUCAACAAUUUUAUAAAUCGGCAAAAUAUAUGA